Molecule: messenger RNA, 575 nt
Organism: Perkinsus marinus ATCC 50983
Lineage: Eukaryota; Perkinsozoa; Perkinsida; Perkinsidae
Product: multidrug resistance pump, putative
Exons: 6
Biological process (GO): transmembrane transport
Cellular component (GO): membrane
Molecular function (GO): antiporter activity; xenobiotic transmembrane transporter activity
Source: RefSeq, a predicted model, not a curated record
AUGACCGCAUCUGGUGAAAGCCGUCUCGAGAAGGCGAACAAGAAGUCCCCCUUCGUGCAGAUAAUGCAGUUGGCCAUUCCCAACAUGAUCAGCUUCCUUGUUAUGUACUCUAUAUUCGUUAUCACUAUCUUCUUUGUAUCGGCCACUAAUGAUUCCAAUAUGCUUGGCGCCAUUGGUCUCGGAUCGGUCAUCCAAAACGUGUUCGGAUUCAGUAUUGGAGUCGGUCUCAUGUCGGUCCUGGACACUCUAGUCAGCCAGGCAGUCGGUGCCGGCAACCCCCACCUCGGCCUCAUCUACUUCAAUCGUGCACGUAUUGUCGGCACCAUUGCCUUCGUUCCUUGCUUCAUAGUCAUGUUCUACACUGAGCCCAUCCUCCUCUGGAUGAACCAGGACCCCCUCACGUCUAAGCUGGCCGCUGAUUACGUACGCGGUAUGAACUGGGGUCUCUGGCCAUUCUUCAUGUACAAUGCUAUGUGCAGUUUCUUGAGGUCCCAUAGGCUACCAGAAGCCCCUCUAUAUGUCAACGCCAUCACAGGCUGUGGCCAUGCCCUUUUCUGUUGGCUCUUCUUAUUCAA